AUGGAAAAACGAGGGGCCAAACAGGUGUUGGAACAGCGUCUUCCGCGACUGAAGCUUCCUAUUAUUUUUCCCAAAACAAUGCCGCCCAGCAGCUCCCGAAAGCAGUCGAUCGUUGAAGCCGCGGAGCAGCAUUUCGACAAAAACACCAUUAUCCUCAUAGUGAACCUCAUGAUUCUUACUGUUCUCAUGGGACUUCUGUAUAUGGUUGCAACUUCAGCUAUGGCAGCCGGUGGAAAGGACGAACAAACAAUGCCGCCCAGCAGCUCCCGAAAGCAGUCGAUCGUUGAAGCCGCGGAGCAGCAUUUCGACAAAAACACCAUUAUCCUCAUAGUGAACCUCAUGAUUCUUACUGUUCUCAUGGGACUUCUGUAUAUGGUUGCAACUUCAGCUAUGGCAGCCGGUGGAAAAGGACGAACAGUAACU
Ostertagia ostertagi is the source of this 423-nucleotide messenger RNA. The record is from the annotation of a GenBank genome assembly. Lineage: Eukaryota; Metazoa; Nematoda; Chromadorea; Rhabditida; Trichostrongylidae.